AUGGACCCGUUAUCUCUCACAAACGACGAUUUGACUGAAUUACAAGAACAAGUGUUUUACAAGUCACCUUCUUUAUCUGUCAAACAAGAGUAUGGUUAUAAGAAUUGGUGUCGAACAGUUGACUACGACCGUACACUUCACGUGGAUGUGCAUGAUACAAAAACAAUAUGUGAAAUACUAAAAAGAUUAAAUAAACUAAAUCAAGAACGUGCAAAAGCAAAAAAGAACAAGUUUAUACUACGUGCAGCUGCUGGUUGUAUUGAAAAAAGUCGAGAACGUAUUAGUGCUUUCUCUAAUAUACUAUCUGAUACCAAAUAUCAGAAUUCAUUUUCGGUCUCACCAUGUGUUGAAGCUCAUGUCAUUUUACAUUUGGCUGGUAAGGAAUUUGAUAAAAUAAAUAUAAAUGGCGAACUGGUGACAGUUGGUGCCAAUGUACAAAUCGGUCAAUUAGAAGCCAUAUUAUAUAAAAGUAAACCAAGCUUAUCUUUACCAGCAUCUCCACUUAUUCCUUGGGUAACACUCGUUGGUUUAGCAGCAAAUGCUGGGCAUGGUACUGGCUUAAAUCAACCAGCUAUAACUGGAUUAAUAGAAAGUAUUACGAUGAUCAAAGCAAAUGGACAAUUAAAAAUUAUUACAAAAGAUGAUCCGGAUUUUGAUGUUAUUAAUGGUGCUCAUUUAGGUCUGUUUGGUUUAGUAACAGAAGUAACUAUUAAAUGUAUACCUGCAUGUAAAUUAAAAGCAACAAAAUAUGCAUGUAGUUUAAAUGAAUUCUUUAAACAAGUAGAAGAAGAAAAAUUAUAUGAAGAAAAUGAAUAUGUGUCUGUCAUGUAUGUACCAACUUAUCAUGAAUUAAACGAGGAAAAAGAUCACACUAAUGUUAACAUUGUCGUAGCUAAACAAGUACCAAUUGAGACACAAGAUUUAAAUUGGAGUGAAGUAAUACAAGCAGUUGAUGAUGAUCAGCAGGUUUUAGAAAUGGAUCUAUUUAAUAGGUGGCGGAUUCCUUAUUUGUUACGACUUAUACCAAGUGCAAUUCCUUGCAUGAUGAAGUUUAUUGUUUCAAAGAAAGUAGGUGUAAAGGGAGCUGCGCCCGUCGAAGCAAUAGGACCUUUCUACCAGCUCGCCCAUUAUCAACGUCAGUUUCCUAGGAUAUUGGAUGAUAUUGAUUUUUUAUUUCCUAUUAAAGAGCCGAAACAGAUGUUAACAGCACUUAAUAAGAUCAUAACAACAUUAGAAAAGUAUCGUGCUCAAGGUCAUUAUCCAGUAAACGAUGCUAUUUACAUACGUAUGUUUAAAGGUACAAAUGGAGGUUUAUCAACCAGUUCACAUCAGCAAGAUGAAUAUAUAGCAGCAAUAGAUAUCGUCACGGAUCCAGAAGUACCACAUUAUCAGUUGCUACCAGAAGAGAGAAGAAAUGGUAUACCUAACCAAUUUAAAGAAGAAAUUCAGCAAUACUUUAUGGAUCCGAGUAACAACCUUCAUGCGAAACCACACUGGGGAAAAGCAUUGCCUCUGAACACAAAUUAUGCGAUGUUGUAUGGUGAUAAUUUUAAACAAUUUAUGCGUGUAGCGAAAAAUUGGUACAAAGAUGCCGGGUGCACGUUUGCCACAAGUCCAUUUAUGAAUCCAUUCUUUGAACGAAUUUUCAACAUAACAGCCAAUGAACCAAGACGAGAGACGCAGUUAAAUGAACUGAGUAGAAACAUACCUGAAAAAACAACGUUUUUGUCGGCUACCAAUAAGACAAAAAUCGUGAAUGACCACGAGUUGAACCACCUACAAAAUUAUCUGAAUGAAUUAGAAAAAGAUCUGGUGAUGGGACGGCACAUUGGUCAAGCAGAACCAUUACUUUAUAACAUGCCAACAACUGUUGAUAAUUCUCAAGCUGACAAGAAUGAAAAUAAUUGUCCAUAUAUUUGCUUAUUUAGUCGUGCUGGAGAUCCUGAUAGUCAUUGUAAACAACAACAACAAAUUCGUUCCACCGCUGAAAACUUCGUUCAGGAAGUUAGAAGAGCAAUAGUAGCUGCUGCCAAAAAGAAUCAAGCUGCUAAAAUUGCUUCAAAUUCAAAACAGAUUCAAGAUAUAAAUCCAGUUAAUAUCCAUAUUGAAUAA
Messenger RNA from Rotaria sp. Silwood1, 2112 nucleotides. Lineage: Eukaryota; Metazoa; Rotifera; Eurotatoria; Philodinida; Philodinidae. The record is from the annotation of a GenBank genome assembly.